Messenger RNA from Hyaloperonospora brassicae, 606 nucleotides. Lineage: Eukaryota; Oomycota; Peronosporomycetes; Peronosporales; Peronosporaceae. The record is from the annotation of a GenBank genome assembly.
AUGGGCAAAGCGUACGAUGGCAAAAAGCGGUGGAAUGAGACCAUCCUCGCAACAACGGCCAGGGCUUCCACCGUCGCUGGUCGAAUCAAUGGAGCAAAGAAGCGCUUGUCGGGUCGAACGCACAAGCUGAGCUCUGCCAUGCGACGUGUGGAUGACGACACGCGGUCUGAAGUACGCAACGCGCGACUGGACGCUCUGGAAGCGGAUACUUUCGGGGAAGACGCAGACGAAGACGGUGACGGCACGCGAGACGGCGACGAGGCGUACGUGGACGAGGACGAAGGUGGAGCGAGUGCAUCGUUGGCUGGUAGAGAGCCAAUGACGAAGACGAAGAAGAAGAGACAAGUGGGUGUCCUGAGCAAGAAGAAGUGGAAGGUGACGAGUUUGGCGCAGUUGGUGUUUGAAGAAUUGGGCAAUGGCGACCACACAGAGGAACCCAACUACUUGAGUGCUGCUGUAGGGCCUCCGAUUCAUCCAGCACGGAAGUUUUGCUGCGUGUGUGGGUUCUUUGCAAACUACAAUUGUCGACGAUGUGGAUCGAGGUACUGUAGCGUGAGAUGCGGCGACCAUCACAAAGAAAGUGGUUGCAUGAAGUUUGGACUGUAG